AUGACCAUUCACAUGGCCAUCAUUCCCCGGCCCUUGUCCAUGCCUGAAUCUGCUUCCAUGCCUGCCUGCCUGCCUGCCUGCCUGCCUGUCCGUCUGUCUGUCUGGCGCCGGUUCGAUGGAUACGAGCUUGACAUGCGCAUCUACUGCAUGUCUAUGCCCAACCAUCUAUUCCAUGUGCAUGCGCGGCGCCAACCGCUUAGCCCGGCCAUGUCCGCCUCCGCCCCCGAGGCUUGCCUGCAAUUGGCUCGACUCGCCGCCCUCUGCCUGCACCAUCGCGGCAAGCUACAUGCACCCACACAUACUUGCAUACACACAUACACACUACCCACCCCGUACUGCCACACCACCAAACCCCCCAUCGCCAUGUGCAUACAGUACCAGUACAUGUGCACUUACAUAUCCCGCUGCCGACUUGGUUCCCGUCCCUAG
Exserohilum turcica Et28A is the source of this 429-nucleotide messenger RNA. RefSeq lists its product as uncharacterized. The coding region runs from base 1 to 429 and encodes 142 amino acids. Lineage: Eukaryota; Fungi; Ascomycota; Dothideomycetes; Pleosporales; Pleosporaceae. The record is from RefSeq and is a predicted model, not a curated record. The transcript has a single exon.